UUAUAUUUGCAUAGGAAAGAGAAGCCGAAGCUAAUUUUCUUUCUCUGGCAGCUUAGACAGAGUCACAAGCUCCAUUCUAGGGUUUCGCUUUUUACGUCGUCUUCACCACUAACGCAGAACACUGCAUUUGUCAAAGUGAAGCAUUACAGUUUUGGUAAGUGAGAUGAGUGGAAGUGGCAAAAAGCGCUCUUCAAAGUGGGAUUUGAGAGUUGAUCCUGAAUUUUCACCUGAUGCUAGUAAGCAAUUACGGCCUGGGUGGUCCUCUACAGAUGUUGCUGGUAGCAAUAGUUCAAAGUGGUCGUAUUUGGAAGGAAGUGAUCAAUUAAAGCCUGAUAUGGGAUUUUCAUCCAAGGAACCUUUUUCUGGAGGCCGAGGUUCACAUAAGGACGAUGUUAUGAAUAAAGACUAUGGAUGUUUGGAUGCAACAAUGGAAUGGGAUGAGGAUGGUUACAACAAGAAAAUUUCUCCUGAAUCUGAGGAAUGGAAACCUAAGAGACAUAGUCAAUCUCCUAAAAAUGGUUGGAGCAGGCCAGUCAGGAGUCGAAGCAGGAGCCCUCCUCAUGGUUUUAGGUGGGAUUCAGGAGUCAGUGACAGAAAUAGAAUGCGGGCUGGAGGAUCGGCACAACCAUGUAGAGACUUUGGUGCUGGUAAAUGCAGAAGAGGUAGCCAUUGCCACUUUCUUCAUGAUAGUCAAAAUCAUGAGGAUAGUUGGGAAAAUAAGAGCAGGAAAGAUGGAGCUCCUAGAUAUUCUGUUCCCCAAGACGGUAGAGACUAUUCUCUCAAGAGUGGCAGAUCUAAUGAAGCUUGUACUAAUUUUGCAAAGGGAAGGUGUAGAAUGGGAGCAUCAUGCAAGUUUGUGCAUGACAAUUCUGAUGGACAUGGUAAAGUUUCUGUGGAUGAAUUAAAUAGAGAGAGGGAUAUUGAUAGAAGGCACAGAGAUAGUUCUUUUGAGCAGGGAGGCGGACAUGGACCAAACCGAAGUAAUGAUACUCUUUGCAAAUUUUUUGCUAAUGGAAAUUGUCGAAAUGGUAAAUAUUGUAGGUUUUCUCAUGAUAGGCAAGCAUGUAGGAGCCCUAAUAGAAGAUUAAGAGAUGAUAGGUGGGCAAGCAAUCCUGGGGGAGAUCAUCAUAGGAUGGAUAGACCGAAAUUGAGUGAUUCAGAUAGUCCUAAUAGAAGGCCCAGGGAUGAUAGGUGGGGUUCAGAUGGUAACAAGGCUGAUGCAGAUGAAGUUUUGGACAGUCCAAAGUGGAAUGAUACAGUUGCUGUAUCUGAUUCAGGAAAGCUGGUUGAGGGCAAAAGUGAAAAUGUUGGUGCCACAGAGCCAGGAUUCACUUCGUUACCUACAAGGUAUGGAUGGAGUCAUAGUUUGGAUAAGAGCAGAGUGCAUGAUGAGCAGCCUUUUUCAAGUGAUAAGAAGGAAGUUAACAGUUGGGUAUCAGGAAGUACUGGUACUAACAUUGUUUCCCAGUCAAUAGGUACAGACAUUUGGUUGGGUGAUACGAAAAUGUCUCCUGAUUGGCAUUACAGGGUGGGAUCAUCUAACACCAUUGAAGAAAAGCAUGAACAAAAUAAGCGUGGGGUAAAACAAGGUGGUACGUAUUUAGCCACCUCUGAACGUGACAGAAUACAAAUUGCUGCAGCACAAGGCACUAAUCAGAAUGCAGAGAGUUUGAAUCCUUUGCAUUCUUCUGGCUUGCAAGCAGUUGGACAAAGGCAGGCCCCAGUUCCGAUUCUACCUUCAAAGAGAGGAAUUGUUGAUGGUAUGCCAAACCAGGAAGUCUCCACUGAGAAAAAAUACACUGCUGAACCAAAUAUUAUGGAUUCUGGCUUAUCACAAGUUAGUUCAAGAAAUCCUCCUCCCACUGAGAAUCUGGUAGGCCAAGAACAGCUUGCUCAGCUUACCAAUCUCUCAGCCUCUCUGGCCCAUAUCCUUGGGACAGGGCAACAACUACCGCAACUUUAUGCUGCUUUAAAUUCUCACUAUGCCAAGGACACAUCCUCCCUAGCAAAAGCUGAGGUGUCUGUUGUGCCUGUUUCCAAUUCAUUCAUCCGCUCUGAUCCUGCUGUGCCUGUUUCCAAUACGUUCAUCCACCCUGAUCCUGCUGUUGGACUCCUGAAGCAGUAUGAUCCAAUGUGUGAUAGUGUUGAGCCAAAGAGGGCUGCUGCAAGUGGGUUACCCCCAUCCAUUCCUCCAAGUAAAAGAGUUGCAGAAGAUGUUAUGGAAAUUCCAUCACAGUUGUCCAACACAUCAAAACAAAACCAUGGUGAUUCUUCCAAGGCUGCUGGCCCAGAAGAAUUAGUCAAGAGUGAUCCUCUAGUCCAGUUGCAAUCAGGUCAAAACACCGAAGUUGGUAAGGAUGAUAACAAGGAAGUGUUACCCGAGGAAAGACACAAAUCUCGAGAUGAUCCUAAAAGUACCAAAGAGAAUGGUCCUUUGGAAAACAUGGAGCAAACUGGAGGUCCUGAUGAGUCCAAGAAAACAAAGGAUUUGAAGGGGAUUCGUGCAUUUAAAUUUGCACUGGUUGAGUUUGUUAAGGAGCUUCUGAAACCAACAUGGAAAGAAGGUCAAAUCACCAAAGAUGAUUAUAAAACAAUCGUGAAGAAAGUUGUUGAUAAAGUAACUGGUUCCAUGCAGGGGGCCAAUAUUCCUCAGACACAAGAGAAAAUUGACAACUAUUUGUCAUUUUCAAAACCAAAGCUUAAUAAACUUGUACAGGCGUAUGUGGAAAAGGUUCAGAAGGCUUAGUGCAACUAUUUUAAUUUGACUGUCAACUCUAUCAUUUAUAUUUGACUCAGAAUUGUUGUCUGAAAUAUGUAUACUGCUUCUUUACCUCAGUUUUUUUUUUUU
Vigna radiata var. radiata (mung bean) is the source of this 2848-nucleotide messenger RNA. Its product is annotated as zinc finger CCCH domain-containing protein 38. The coding region runs from base 164 to 2746 and encodes 860 amino acids. The record is from RefSeq and is a predicted model, not a curated record. Lineage: Eukaryota; Viridiplantae; Streptophyta; Magnoliopsida; Fabales; Fabaceae. The transcript has 5 exons. Gene Ontology annotation, molecular function: metal ion binding.